AUGGCUACCAAUACUUUUGACCAAUUCUCUAAGACCGCCUCAAAUAAUGGAUUGACUUCAGUUGCUACUCAACGAACUUCAAUAAACUCUUUGUUAAAUCCUGAACCUGAUGAACAACAAAAAUCUUUCAAUACUACUUCUACUUCUUAUUCAACACAAAGUAAUGAUGAUUGGUAUGAUCAUCAAUCUUUAGAGAAUCAACAAGGUCAAAAUUGGCGUCGUUAUUCUUCUCCAAAUUUGUCACCUGAAUCAUCAUCAACUUCUAAUUCCAACAAUAAUAAAAAUGGUCUGACAAUCAAUUAUUGCGAUGAUACUAGCUCUUCACAACAAUCAUCACAAAUGGAUUCCUCGGUCUCUCAAUCAAUGCCAACAACUCCUGUUUUAAAACAUUCUUCUCCUAUGUCAGAUUAUAAUGGUACCAAUAAUAUUGAUGAUAAGGCUUCGUCUUCUUCAGCUCCAUCUUCUCGUAGAAGUUCAAUGAAUAGAUCUUCAGGAUCUGGUCAAGCUAUUAAUUCUUCUUCAAAUGGAAAUUCUAACAUGAUAACACCUCCACAAACUCCUGGUAUUAAGUCUCCUACAAAAGCAAAUUUCUCUUUCCCACCAAGUGUGACUAGUUGUGAACAAAUAAUGCCUCAAAAGGUUAAACGUAAACGAAUUACUCAAGAACAAUUACAAGAUUUGGUGGCAAUGUUUGAACAAACUGACACCCCAAGUUAUGAUGUACGUGAGAAGCUUGCCAAAAAAUUAAAUAUGACAAAUCGGGAAGUUCAGGUAUGGUUCCAAAAUCGACGCGCUAAAGCAAAUAGAGCAAAGGCAAACGAACAUAGCGCGUCCCAUCAACAUCACCGAUUUUUACAUCAUCAUUCAGUGUCAACGACACAAGCUGCCAGUGGACAUGCUUCAUCAAUUAAUAUGUUACCACAUGGGAAUUUUACAUUCGUUCCCAUGUUCGCUAAUGGAGGUCCAUCAACAGGUGGUCCUGUUAGGGGUCGUAGUAAUCGUAGACAUUCUUAUGUAUCACCUCCUACAAACAACAAUCAAAAGAAGGUGUCUCAAGAAGCUCCACUUACGAGACCUCGAGCUUCUACUGUAACAGGAGCACCAAUGACCUCAAUGAGCUCACAUAUGUCACACAUUGGAUCACAUUCGAUUCACUCCGCUCCUCAACAACAUCAACAAUCUUCACAAAAAUUGAUGGGAAUUCCACCACCAAUAAAAAUUAUGUCAUAUCCUCAUGAACAUCAUUUUGGUCACUCUCAUCAUCAUCCAGGAUACGCUUAUAGUGUUCCACCUUCUCCAAUCUCUCCUAUCAUGCCCAUAACUCCAAUUUCACCAACAACACCUACUCUUCCACCAAUCAAUUAUAUGUUGUCAAAUAUAAACAAUUUGACCCUUCCACCACCCGUUCCUCCAAUCAAGGAUCUCCUUUCUUCUGAAUAUCAACAGUCUGCGUAUCAACAACAAUCGCAUAAUUCUCAUCAGCAACAACAAAUCUUGUUGCCUGCACCCCAAUCAAGGUAUUCUGAUGUGACGAUGACAAAAGCAACGGAAGUUAAUUCAUCCAGCGAGCCCUCGCUUGACCUCCUUGCAACCGCUGCAGAACUAGUUCAAAGUGAAGAAAAAGAAAAGGAACGUCUCAAAGCACUUACAAUUAAAAUCGAGCCUCAAGAAGAAAUUGAAAAUGAUAAGAAGUCUUGGAGACCAUGGCUGAUCUAA
Molecule: messenger RNA, 1716 nt
Organism: Rhizophagus irregularis DAOM 181602=DAOM 197198
Lineage: Eukaryota; Fungi; Glomeromycota; Glomeromycetes; Glomerales; Glomeraceae
Biological process (GO): regulation of transcription by RNA polymerase II
Cellular component (GO): nucleus
Molecular function (GO): sequence-specific double-stranded DNA binding; DNA-binding transcription factor activity, RNA polymerase II-specific
Source: RefSeq, a predicted model, not a curated record